Messenger RNA from Lentinula edodes (shiitake mushroom), 696 nucleotides. RefSeq lists its product as uncharacterized. Bases 1 to 696 code for a protein of 231 amino acids. The transcript has 3 exons. Lineage: Eukaryota; Fungi; Basidiomycota; Agaricomycetes; Agaricales; Omphalotaceae. The record is from RefSeq and is a predicted model, not a curated record.
AUGCUCUGCUUCCGAGCGAUGUUCUUACACCUGUUCGGCCUGUGCAUGAUAUCUUCCACUGUUCUUAAUGUGGUAGCCAGUCCCAUCUUUCAUGAAGGAGCCCUCCUUGUAUCGAGAGCCGACAAUUACCAUGGCUCUGCAGCUCAAGCGAGUUCUACUGUUUCUCAUCCUGUUCAGUAUGAUAAAUGGGAGCACGAUAAGGACGGGAUGAUGUUUUGGGACGGAGAUCCUGUGGAGGACAGUCCUGAAGUCCUUGAGGUUUUGGGAAAACCGAAUAAUGAAGUUAAAGAUCUCGCUAUUGCGAUAUAUCGAUCCAGAGGACGAAACACACCAGAUUCUCAGAAGAAAUACUGGCUUUGCGUGGGUAGCAGAUGUCUACGAGCUAACAAGGAUCCUAAAGCACCAAGCAAUCUACUCUCCGACGUGAUCAUCGGGCGCGGAACCAUGCAACAAUUGAAGGACUUGGGCAAGAUCUCUUUCACAGACCUCGAUCACAAACGUGACGUCUUUAUUAAUUUCGGCAAAGGUCAACGACACUUCUUUGAGGGUAAAUCUGACCCAUCCAACUGGGACUAUCUUGCAGCUGUUCUCCGUCAAUUACGAAGAAAAUCUAAAUCUGCUGGAGCGCAGUUCACAAACCAGGAGGAGUUCGAGCAAUACACAAAGGAGGAGGCAGAGAAGAAUUUGUUUGGGUGA